Pleuronectes platessa (European plaice) is the source of this 2761-nucleotide messenger RNA. RefSeq names its product gastrula zinc finger protein XlCGF57.1. Gene Ontology annotation, biological process: regulation of transcription by RNA polymerase II. Lineage: Eukaryota; Metazoa; Chordata; Actinopteri; Pleuronectiformes; Pleuronectidae. Gene Ontology annotation, cellular component: nucleus. Bases 8 to 1756 code for a protein of 582 amino acids. The record is from RefSeq and is a predicted model, not a curated record. The transcript has 2 exons. Gene Ontology annotation, molecular function: RNA polymerase II cis-regulatory region sequence-specific DNA binding; DNA-binding transcription activator activity, RNA polymerase II-specific.
UUGUCAUAUGGUCUUUGUCCCCUCAGAGACUCAGAGUGAGGAGAGGAGGAACAUGUCCGCCGUGCAGCUGCUGCGGGUGUCGGUACAUGAGCGGAUCAGCGCUGCCGCUGAAGACUUCCUGCUGCAGGUGGAGAAAGGAGAAGGAAAGGAUCAAGUCCCGGAGCUGAGAGCGAUGCUCACUGAGCGGCUCGCGGCGGCGGGGGAACAGAUCCUCGCGGGGCUUGAGGAAAUCUUGUUAGAGUACGAGGACCGAGUGGGGCGGUCCGAGCGGGAGAUCUGCCGACAGAGGAGGCUGCUCGAUGCCGCGAUGAAGCCAGUAGUCCGGCUGAACAGAGCAGUGUGUCCUGCAGACAUCCAGCAACUGGUGGUGAUUAAAGAAGAGGUCCCCCCUGAGGAGCAGCACUUGAGCCCCCUUGUGGACCCGGAGGACUUAGAGCCCCCCCACAUUAAAGAGGAACAGGAGGAACUGUGGACCAAUCAGGAUGGACAGCAGCUUCAAGGACUGAAGGAGGCUGAUAUCAAGUUCACAUUGACUCCUGUCGCUGUGAAGAGUGAAGAAGAUGAAGAGAAACUUAAAUCGUCAAAGCUUCAUCCCAGUGAGACGAAGGAGAACAGAGCGGACUGUGGAGGACCAGAACCAGCAAGGAACUCAGGUCCUGAUGGACGUUUACAACCAGGUCCUGAGGACAAGACUGAAGACUCUUCUGAGACUGAAGUCAGUGAGGAUGAAUGGAUGGAGACCAGGGAAACUCAGACUGGUUUAAAUACAAGAAAUAACAAACAGCAUCUAAGUGAUAUGGGAUGUAAGACAGAAAAAAAAACGUUUAGUUGUUCUGAGUGUGGUAAAGGAUUUCGCCAUAGGGGCAAUCUAAAUGAACAUAUGAGGAUUCAUACAGGAGAGAAACCGUUUAGUUGCUCUGAGUGUUGUAAAAGAUUUAGCCUUAGGAGCCAUCUAAAUAGACAUAUGAGGUUUCAUACAGGAGAGAAACAGUUUAGUUGCUCUGAGUGUGAUAAAGGAUUUAAUCAUAGGGGCCAUCUAAAUAUACAUAUGAGGAGUCAUACAGGAGAGAAACCGUUUAGUUGCUCUGAUUGUGGUAAAAGAUUUAGCGAUAGGAGCCAUCUAAAUAGACAUAUGAGGAUUCAUACAGGAGAGAAACUUUUUAGUUGCUCUGAGUGUGGUAAAAGAUUUAACCAUAAGGGCCACUUUAAUACACAUAUGAGGAGUCAUACAGGAGAGAAACCGUUUAGUUGCUCUGAUUGUGUUAAAAGAUUUAGCGAUAGGAGCCAUCUAAAUAGACAUAUGAGGAUUCAUACAGGAGAGAAACUUUUUAGUUGCUCUGAGUGUGGUAAAAGAUUUAGCGAUAGGAGCCAUCUAAAUAGACAUAUGAGGAUUCAUACAGGAGAGAAACUUUUUAGUUGCUCUGAGUGUGGUAAAAGAUUUAACCAUAAGGGCCACUUUAAUACACAUAUGAGGAAUCAUACAGGAGAGAAACUCUUUAGAUGCUCUGAGUGUGGUAAAAGAUUUAACGAAAGAAGCAAACUAAAAACGCAUAUGAGAAGUCAUACAGGAGAGAAACCGUUUAGCUGCUCUGAGUGUCGUAAAAGUUUUAACCAAAGGUCAAAUCUAAAUACACAUAUGAGCAGUCAUACAGAAGAGAAACCGUUUAGUUGCCCUGAGUGUGAUAAAGAAUUUCGCCAAAGGAGCGAUCUAAAAACACAUAUGAGGAUUCAUACAAGAGAGAAACCGUUUAGUUGAUCCGAGUGUGGUAAAAGAUUUAAGAUUGAGUCCUAUUGUAUGAGACGUGAGGAUUCAUUAAGGAGAGAAGUGAUUCAGUUGCAUCCUUUGCAACAAAUUUAUUAGGAACUAUGAGCAGAUAUUCAUAUUAUACAUAUUCAUAGUUCACUGUUUUAAAGGGAACAUAUUAUGAAAAUUCAACUUUUGUAGUGCUUCUAGAUGUUAAUUUGGGUAUCUGGCAUGUCUACCGUCCCAAAACUCUGGAAAAAAAACAUUCCUGCGAUUUGUAGUGGUUCCUAUAUAUCAGAAACCAGACGGGGUUACAACCAAAAAGUACGUCAUUUUCCAACUAUGCCCAUGUAGGGAGCCUCGCUACAUGGCCUUGGACCACCCCCCACCAUCAUCUCACCGGCUCCGGGAAGAGACGGCCUGAAUCCCCGGCUAGCUAGGGGAGACGGUGGAGCGCGUUAGCUAGCGUAAGCUCGCUGCUGCUACCCGUCAGGCAUCUAAGUGGCCGCAUAAACAUGCCGAUCAUCGAGGCGGAGACCCCUGGGACACGUUGAGUCAGCAGUGUGGAAGGUUGCUGCUGCUGCGACAGCUCCAGCACCCACUGCUCCCACUGCGGGGCUACGCUGGGGCUCUCGCAGCCAGGCUUCGGCCCACCUGACUCUGGUUCAAAACAAUAUGGUUGCAAGAUUGUCCUCUUUGUCUCCAGUAGCCAUAUUUCUAUAGAGGUAAUGGAUAGCUAAAAUUCUGGGCGCUUGUAUCUCGUGGAGGAGGGAUGAGGAGUGUGGUGCGGGGGGGGGGCACUCAAAACAGGUUUAUCUGAGGAGGGCUGUUUAAGACAGGUGUUGUUUUAAAUGAUCCUUGUGGUAUUUUGACCAAAAUAUUUCAUUAAGACCCCAAGGAACCAUAUCAACUGUGGUAAAUUAGGCAUACGAUGGGUCCUUUAAGUAGACUUUUAAUCAUUUUUAUGUCCCUUGAAAAUAUGACUCAUUUAAAUCAGUGUUUAUAUAUCUUGUUUCU